Acanthopagrus latus (yellowfin seabream) is the source of this 3086-nucleotide messenger RNA. RefSeq names its product integrin alpha FG-GAP repeat containing 1 (gene itfg1). Bases 216 to 1997 code for a protein of 593 amino acids. Lineage: Eukaryota; Metazoa; Chordata; Actinopteri; Spariformes; Sparidae. The transcript is spliced from 18 exons. Gene Ontology annotation, cellular component: plasma membrane. The record is from RefSeq and is a predicted model, not a curated record.
GUAAUAUUUCAUUGUGUAAUCUUACUUCAGCUCACUGCCUCUACAUUUUUCUAAUAUAGUGAAAAUAACUGCACAGCUGUCUGAAUUUAACAUGAAAGUUCAACGAACUGCAUAAUUUAAUCAGGAGAAGCUGUGAUAACACCUCCUGCCGUACAGCUCUCUGCCGUAUUGCAGUCGGUGUUGUUGUGAGGAGCUGCACUAGCAUCCAAGCAAGGAUGUGGAUAUCCAAAUUCAAUGUAUUGGCGUUUUUCUUACUUUCUGUGGGGCAGAAUACCACAUAUGCUCUCCAGGAUGUCACGGCAGACCUGUUCGGUGCCGAAAAUUAUGGGACGGUGGCGGCGUUUGGAGAUUUCUACGCGGAUAAACAGACAGACAUCUUCAUCAUCAGAGAGAAGUCUGAAGUGGUGAUCUUUUUGGCGGACUCGAAAACGCCUUACUUCAAGCCCAAAGUUAACAUCACCAAGAAUAUUUUGCCAAGCAACACCGUCAUCACCAGUGUGGUUCCUGGAGACUAUGAUGGAGACUCUCAGAUGGAUGUCCUUCUCACAGCUCAGAUCAACUCCAAACAGCUGACAACUGUUUUCAUCUUCUGGGGGCACAACCAGUCAUUAGAUACGAGUGGGUGGCUCAUGUUGAACAAGACCUUUGCAGAUCAGCCUCUUGUUAUGGAUUUCAAUGGGGACAUGAUCCCGGACAUUUUUGGAACCACCAACGACCUAUCCACUGAAGUUUGCUAUCUCACUAAUAGGGAACAAAAGUGUGAGAUUGCUCUCAGUUCACCUGUCAAGAUGCGCAUCCCUCACUCUAAUGCUUUCAUUGACCUCAACAAGGACUUCACCGCUGAUUUGUUCCUCACAACUGAUGGACCAAAGUUUGAGACCUGGAUCAACAAGGAUGGGAAAUUCACCAGAGCUGAAGGACUCAUGCCAGCAGAACCACCUGCACUCAAGAUUGUGGGACAGUCCUCGUUUGUCGACUUUGAUGGUGAUGGCUACCAGGACCACCUCCUGCCUGUGUGUGUGGAUGCUGCCUGUCUACACAGUGCCAUCUACCUGGCCAAGUCAGGCUCAAAGGAGUGGGUAUCAGUGCUGUCAGAUUUCCAGCGGAGGGAAACAGUUUGGGGCUUUAUGCCAGGAAAACCCAGCCAACCCCUGGCCCUGCACCUCGGGGACUACAACCUGGACGGCUUCCCUGAUGCCCUGGUGGUCCUCCGCAACACCAGUGGCAGUGGUCAGCAGGCCUUUCUCCUGGAGAACGUGCCCUGUAACAGCGCCAGUUGCCGGAGUGUGGGAAGAAUGUUCCACAUCCACUGGGAUCAGUCAGAUUUGGGAGCCAUCCAAAAUGCCGUCAUGGCGACGUUCUUUGACAUCUAUGAGGACGGUAUAUUAGACAUGCUGGUUCUAAGCCAGGCAGAGGGCAAAAAUGACUUGAUCAUCCACGCUUUGAAGAACAAUUUUGAAGCUGAUGCCUACUUCGUUAAAGUGAUGGUGCUCAGCGGCCUCUGCUCCAACGACUGUCCGGAAGAUGUCAAGCCUUUUGGUGUUAACCAGCCAGGUCCCUAUGUAAUGUACACCACAGUGGACUCCAACGGCUACCUGAAAAAUGCCUCAGCCGGUCAGUUGAGCCAGUCGGCUCAUUUCUCCCUCCAGCUGCCCUACACUGUGCUGGGCCUCGGACGCAGCGCCAACUUCCUGGACCACCUUUUCGUCGGCAUCCCCCGGCAGCCUGGAGAGACGGACAUAAGGAAGCAGGAGUGGACGGCCAUCAUUCCCAACUCUCAGCUCAUCGUCAUCCCCUUCCCUCACAAUAAGCCCCGCAGUUGGAGUGCUAAGUUGUACCUGACUCCCAGCAACAGCGUGUUGCUGACGGCCAUCGCCCUGAUCGGAGUGUGCGUCUUCAUCCUCGUCAUCAUCGGAAUCCUCCACUGGCAGGAGAAGAAAGCAGAUGACCGAGAGAAGAGGCAGGAAGCCCACCGUUUCCAUUUCGAUGCCAUGUGAUGGGAGAGAACUGCAUCAUGGGAGAACAUCGUCUCAUGUCCUCCUCCGCCCACCACCACACACUCCAUCCUCCUCCUUCCCACUCACACAUUUACACCCAGACUCAUUUCAAGGGCCAAUAAAUGGAUCCUCAUUUGCCCCAAAAUGUUUCUUUUUGAUAUCCUUCAGUCCUCCAGUCAGAUGUGAAAUAUUUAUGUCCCAUUUCAUUAAUUCAUUGCAGUGUUAGAAGUACAGGAGCUGCAACAAGGCCGUGGAGACACAGAGAGAAAUCCUGGUGGAGAUCACUGACAGGCUUAAGGCAGGGAUUUCUUUGGACUGGCUGUAGUUGGCAGCACGAUCCACACUGGUGUUUUUAGACUAUUAUUUUACUAAAUUACAGAUUUCUGUUGAAUCAGCCAACAAAUUACUCAAUAUUGUAAACUGUUUAUUUACUGGAAGGGAAGCACCUUUGGCACCAAGUGUUGAAAUGUCUUACGUUACUUGAAAUCCAUAUCUGUGUUACUGUCUUGUGUUCGUCUAGUUGAUUCACCUCUGAACUGUAUUCUGUGAUAUCCCUCUCAGCCGUGCAGCUGCAGCAGUAAAGUGAACAAGAACAGACACAUGCAACAAAAUGAUUCUGUGGAACAUUUUCUGCUACAAAUCUCACCUAAAAUGAUGAAUGGCCUUCAAGUCUGCUGAGUGCAAAUCCAUCUUUUUCUCAGUUGAUCAUUUCACAGUGCAUCAUGGCAGUGCCAAAAAAAAGGUUCUAUGUUGCAUCCUGCAAAUAUUUAAUGCUACUGCACCGAGGCUCCGCAGACUGGCUGAUUAAAUCUUGCCCUGCUGAAUGAGGCACAGUUCACUGAAGAUAUAGUUUAAUUUCCACUGUCUUUUUAUUGUUAAUCAGGCCGAGCGCUCUGGUGUCUUUUGUGUAUUUAUUUUACAACAGUGAGCUAAUGCCUUUCCAAAUUGUUUGCACUUUUUAACUAAUGAUUAACUGCAGGUGUAUGUAAUUUAUUUUGUUCUGUGUAUUUGAUUUGCCAAUGAAUGUUUAAACUACUAAAUGUGUUUACUUACUGAGGUUGAGAAUAAAGGUUGCUCCUGCUACAGUAA